Molecule: messenger RNA, 3089 nt
Organism: Centropristis striata (black sea bass)
Lineage: Eukaryota; Metazoa; Chordata; Actinopteri; Perciformes; Serranidae
Gene: phf23b
Product: PHD finger protein 23b
Exons: 5
Coding region: 604-1566 (320 amino acids)
Biological process (GO): negative regulation of autophagosome maturation; positive regulation of protein ubiquitination; negative regulation of autophagosome assembly
Source: RefSeq, a predicted model, not a curated record
CGCUUGUGUCGGCUCGACUAUCGGCGCAAUAAACUACGUUACCCGGCAUUCCCCGCGGGCCACAGUGCGCUGGCAGCCUCAAGAGGUUUCUGCCGCGCACGGAGAAGACCGAGCGGAAUAAAGUCAAAACUCCAGUCGUUUUGUGAGCCUGCAGCGAAGAAACGAAAAAAAACUUCACCGGAGAAGUUUACAUUACGGACACACACUGGCUAGUAAUCGCGUUAAUCUUGGGAGUUCGGCGGUUUUGCUACAUUUUAACACCGAGGGUUAUAUAAUUAAAUGUAGUGACGGAGAAAAAGGAGCUGUAAAUGCAGCACGUUAAGCGACCGAGGAUUUAGUGUUUUGUGGCUAUUAAGGUCCGUGUAGCGACCGAUCACUUGAGCUACACUAACGCUAAAUGUUGUAGCGGAUCCCCGGGGAGGAGAUCUACCAACUUGGACCCACAUUGUUGGAGUGUUUUUGAGGAAGAGUGUGCUCCGCGCCGCCCUUGGCUCGCUGCUGCUGAAGCUCCCCGGCGGUGAGGUGCAGCCACGCCGGGGGAAGGCUCCGCGCCACGGCUGCUGCUCCUGGUGCUUGGAUCGGGGCCUUGUCGGUGAGGCGACAAUGCUUGACAUAAUGUCUGAGCACCAAGAUUCACUGUUGACGUGCAAAACGGAAAGUUUGCCCCCAGAGAGGAAAAAGAGGACUGUUGAGGACUUCAACAAGUUCUGCAGCUUCGUCCUGGCGUAUGCUGGUUACAUCCCCAGUCCAAAAGAGGAAAGUUCAUGGUCUCCCACAUCAUCCAGCUCUGCACACAGUUCAGGGCUGUCGGCAGAUGGAGGUGGUGGAGGCAGCAGCUCCACCGGUAAUACUUGGGGAGAUGGAAGCUCCGACAUCCAUACCAUCCAUACAUUUGUCCGUAAAGCUCGAGCAAAUAAGGGAAAAAAUAUUCGCCGCAUGCACUCUGAUAGCACUCUGCUGGACAAGAUGCGCCUUAAGGACUCUCUGUACGAGAGCCAGGUUAGCACUAAGGCCGAGCGCAAGAAGGACAAAAAGCUGAAAAAGCUGUCGCUGGGAUCUGCCAUGACGGCGCCAGACAGCGGGAGCAGCGAAGGCGAGAAAAGGGCACGCAUCAAACGCAGCAAAAACUCAAAACAGCCAAAGCCUAAGAAGCUCAAAAGUUCGACAGCUCAAAGCGAGACAGACUCUGAGGCACGGCAUACACAUACAGAGGUACGACCCGCCAGAGAGGAGCUGACGGAGCACGGGGGCUCCACCCCAAGCAUGCAGGGCCUGGGCAAGAUGCAGACAGACGAGGCCAUGAGGGAAGCAGAGAUGAGCUCCAGCGAGGGCGAAACUUGGAUUGCCGAUGAAGACAUUAUGGUGGAGUCAGGCGAUGACUCGUGGGACUUGAUCACCUGUUACUGUGGGAAGCCAUUCGCAGGACGGCCGAUGAUCGAGUGCAACCAGUGCGGCAUUUGGGUGCACUUGUCGUGUGCAAAGAUCAAGAAAUCCAACGUUCCAGACAUCUUUUACUGCCACAAGUGCAGGGACGUGCGGCGAUCUGGACACAAAAAAGACCCGUAAACACAGAGAGGACGGGAGGGACGAGGAGCACCCACCCUGUUUUUGCUGUCCUCUGACACUUGUUUUCUUUGAUGCCUACAGCCAAAACAGCCUGAAUUAUCACCUGGAUGGCAACUGUAUUGUCAGUUUUGUAGGAUUUCUUUUGACAAUCACAACCAUUCUUAUUUAUCCCUCACGGUUUCUUUUUUUUGUUUCUUACUUUUUUUUUUUUUUUUGGCUACUGUGAAGAACUGGACAGAAGGCAACAGUGACAGUGGAGAAUCAUUUAUUUGUUACUAAUUGGCUUUAUUGUUGUACACUGUGCUGUUGAUGUGCACACAAACUUUUUACACUUAUUCACUGAAGUCUCAUUUUGACUUGUAGAUUAGUUGUUGAGGAUAUCGACAAAUCAGUGGAAAUUUCCUUUUAGCGUCUUAAGGAGUACCAUUUUCAGUUUGAUAGCUAUUUCCUCUCGACAAUAAAUCAAUGCAAGUUUUACACAUUGACAGUUAUAGCUUAAGAGAUGGAAAGCGCCCCCCCGUUUUUUGUUUAGAAGUAUGUCAUAAUGCUAGAUGGGCAGCUCAUUUUGUUUUUUAUCGUAUCACGGCGAUUCAUUUUUGAGUUAGCUUUUUUUAUUUCGGUCCUCAGUGAUAAUCACUGAACUUUAAAAUGUAGAGAUCUCACUCCUUUAGAACAAGUGAUCUUUAAAUUAAUAGAAUCUGUCCUUAAUUAUUUUUCAGCUGCAAUUGCAUUCAAAUUGCUACAUUUCAAAUUGCACACAGACAAUUCUCUCAGCAGUGCACUUUUUAAGAAUAUAAACCCAAAUACAUAUCCGCUGCAUAUAUGGGUGGUAUUGGGAAUAUGAUUAGCUACGGCUGAUUUAAAUCUGUACUUGGCAUGUACAUUCAUGAUUAAGCGCUUAAUGUUUCUCCCUGUCUGGCUUGUUAAUCAAUGAUAGCCAUUUACCAUGAACAACAUUUACAUUGAAAGCUGUUUAAAUGUUUUUGUUUCAUGUGUGGUUUUAGUUUCUCAUGUUAAAACUCAUCUGAUAUGAGGGCGUAAUGUUGCUGUAAGACGAAUGGUUUGGCAGUGCUUUACAAUAUCAAAGUGGUUCUGAGGCUCGUUUAUGAAUGGUUGUAAAAUAUUUGUUUUUCUGUUUCAUGUAAUUGUUUAUUUCUUAGCUUUCUGAAGAGCGGGAUUAGGGAUGCGCCCGCAUCAGAGAAUGGACAUAAGAUUGUCUCACAUCGAGAACAAAGUUGUAGUGUACAGAAAAAUAAGUUGACGCCGCAUAGGUUGCGGCGUUCGUUUAUGUUGUUUGGUUUUACCAUGUGCUUUUUCUUUCGUUGGUGGGAGAGUCUUGGUAAGUCUCCAGUAGCAGUUGCACUCUCUCUACAACUUCAAUUCUGUGUACAUAUCCUGUUCUUUGACAACUGUACAUAUGUGAAAGUGAAGAGAGAAAAUACCCAAGCAAAAUCUAUAUUUUCUGCAGUCUGAUAUUGUUUUCUUUAAUUGUAGCUUGAAAAAUAAAAGUCUUUGGGAACAUA